UUCCAUUAGCGUCGCCGUGGUAUUAAUGACGAGGUUGAAAAUUUGGCCAUGAAAAUACUACGUUCUAACUGUAAGUGAAAGCUUUCGCCUGUGACAGUGGAACCGAAGUAUUCAUAUCAGAUUCACACACAAACAGCAAAUUUAAAACCAAAUACAUUUUUAUUUGCUUAAAGGCGGUCGACGUCGAGGAGGCACGUUGGCUGUACGAUCAGUUGACACCUAUCACACCUAUACUUUUGGCUCUGAGUGCAUCGACGCCGAUCUUUCGCGGCUACUUGGCAGACGUCGACUCUCGAUGGAACGUGAUAUCAGCUUCGGUCGACGACCGCACUGCCGAGGAGCGGGGUCUGCGUCCGCUGUCCGAAAAUAUGUUCGUCAUCGACAAGUCGCGUUAUGACACCACUGAUUGUUACCUGCACCCGUGCAACGCGCCGUACAACGACGUUGACUUGCAGUAUGACCCGAACACCUAUUCGCUGCUGGUCGAAAACGGCGUCGACACGAUGUUGGCCAAGCAUGUGGCGCACCUGUUCAUCCGUGACCCCCUGCAGGUAUACAAAGGCCGCAUUGAGCAAGACGACAAGCUGAGCAGCGAACACUUCGAGACUAUCCAGUCGUCGAAUUGGCUCAACAUGAGAUUCAAGCCUCCGCCUAUCGAUGCCUCAUCCAUCGGCUGGCGUGUUGAGUUCCGCCCAACCGAGGUGCAGUUAACUGAUUUCGAAAACGCUGCUUACGUGUGCUUCGUCGUGUUGCUGACCAGGGUGAUGCUGUCAUACCAUAUCAUCUUCACCAUCCCGAUCAGCGAAGUGAACGAGAACAUGAAGAGAGCUCAAAAG
This is a messenger RNA of Soboliphyme baturini, 836 nucleotides long. The record is from the annotation of a GenBank genome assembly. NCBI's taxonomy places the organism in Eukaryota, Metazoa, Nematoda, Enoplea, Dioctophymatida, Soboliphymatidae.